UCUAAAUAGAGCCACUUUUCUAGGAAAGACGAUUUUGUGAAUCUUCGGGAAAGGAAUCUUAUUUCGUUGGUUAAUAUCUUUUGCAUUUAUUUUGAGCUUUUGUUAAAAAUCACUUCACGUUUUUUGAGCUGUUUCUGAAGAUACAUCAAAAUUGUAUUCAUAGAAACAGAAUAGAGGAUAUGAAUCCGGAACGUGAACUCUAUUAAUUCAAAUCUCUGAUAAUUUCAUUAUCCCUAUGGAAGAAGUCUGGUCCUUACUUUCACUCUUUGAAUUAUUUAUAAGGAAUUGAAUUGCUCGUUCAAUAGCAGAGCAUACGGUUGGUUUCGUCUUAUUAACGGUUACCACAUUUUCUUUGGUUUGACGUUUUUUUAUUUCGUUUAGACCGGCGAUAGUCUUGGUACCUAAAAGUCUCACUUUUCGUCUUUCCUUUUCUUGCUUACUUUCUCAUUCACCGCUACAUUCUUUACAAGAAGUCGUCCAUUUUUAUCUGUUCAGUCCCUUUCUUCUUUAUUUCAGACUACUUUGCUAUACUCUCAUUUUCUUUUUCUUUUUUUGUAGAAUCUCUUUGACCGUUAUUACGACCUUUUGCCUUCAUCUGUUGUUUCUUUUGUCCAUUGGUUUUUAUAUCUAAGUCGCUUCUUCCUUUUGUAUACUAGCCUGUUUUAUUCCCUCUAUUCCUUUUUCUCAUUGUAUAUUAUCUUUGUUUAUAAUCCGGUUCUCUGUCCUGGAUUGAGAUUUUUGCCGUUGUUUUUUUUUUUUAUUUUUUAUUUUUUUUCUCUAUAUCUCUUUCAUUGAUCUUUCUAUGUCCUCUUGAUAUCCACGAUGACUGUCCGAUUUUCUCUAGGUAGGAACUCUUUGGAUUCAACUGUUAAGGAUAAAGAACAAACAGUCGAGAAUAGAAGUAAAAGUGCUAAUAUUUCUCGCUCUUCCUCCAUUCGAACAUCUGACUCAGACCAUCGUACAAAGUCGAGGAAAAAGCGUUCACCAGAUCGUUCCAAAAAGUCGAAAAAAAAACCUGACACCCCAGUCUCUUCUCCUUCGGAUACCCCAUCUUCUUUUUUUAAGAGAAAAGGACUUUUUUAUCCUAAAUCUCGUGCUAAGCAUUCUUCCUACAUAAACCAAGACUCUUCCUCAGAAAACACUGAAGGAAGUCUGUCUCAGGAUUUUCCUGUGGAUAACCAGGAGCAUCAAGCUAUAUCUCCUACGAAAAACAGAGAACAUCACGUUCCAAAGAUUGCUACUGAUGUCUCUUUAGAAUCUCCAGUUACUAAAUCCCCUCUGACCGCAUAUUUUCGUCCCCGCACAUCUCGUAGCUUCUUUCGCUUUCCAAUGUUUACAAGAAGAUCCUGGAAUUACGACCAACCAACUGAGAAUGGUAGCCAUUCGCUUGGUGAUACUUCAUACUUGCAAAAAGAGGAGGAACCGAAGUUUAGCAAAAAUGGGGAUACUUCAUUAAACGAUACUUUUGAGCAUCCAACGAAAUCUUUGAAUGAUUCUGGUUCCUCUUCAGAACAUGAAAACCCUCUAUUCUUGUCACCAGUUGGUGCACGACCGGGUACAGAACGAUCUUUGUCUUCCAAUUGUCUUGAACGUAGUACUUCAAGGAAUACCUCUGAACUUGGUUCUAAGAAUAUUCAAGAUGAUACAUCCUCGUCUAUGCAUUCAGUUUCCUUGCCUAAGUCACCUUCGGAAGAAGGAAGUCCUGUUAAUUCUCCGGAUACCUUACGAAAAACUACCAGAGCGAGACCUAGAAGUUCUACUAUUCCGUCUCAACGUACUAUUGAAAAAUAUCGAGAGAGUCGAUCAAGCCUUUUCAGUUUUCGGACCCUUAAAAGGGACGGAGACGAAAGCCUUGCUCACGUGCUUGAGCAUUCUACCCUUUUCUCCGAUUUAAAACCAAACCCUAAUAAAUUUUUGUCCUCUGUACCUAGCUUGGAAGACUCCGACACAGCUCAGAGUUAUCUUAGCAAGCUCCGAGCAACUGUGCCGUAUAGUUGUAUGAUACCUGUGCUGGCUGAAAGAGAAAACGAAGUUUUGUCUGAGGCACUUCAUUUAUGUUUGUGUGGUAUGGAUUUUUCUUGCAGACCUCUUGACUUUUGUUUGCGUUUGUUCUUACUUAAGUCUCAUUUACCCAAAGAGACGCAACAGAUUGACCGAGUAAUUACUGCUUUCUCAAAACGUUAUUACGAAUGCAAUACUGACAUGUUCAGCUCUGAAGAUCAGUGUUACAUUUUGGUAUUUUCGUUAAUAAUGCUUCAUACGGAUGUGUUCAAUGUCAAUAAUAAACAUAAAAUGACUAAACAGGAGUUCAUUAAUAUUUGCAAAAUUGAUGAUUUAGCACCUGAAGUUUUUGAAUACUAUUACGAUAACAUUACUUACACACCAUUUGUUAACUUGGACGAUGAGCUUUUUCUUCUCGAGAAGGAAAAAACAGAAAAGUUUUACUCUCCUUCUCGUAAACGAUUGGGUUUGUCUCCUUACACAUUUACUUUGGAGAGUCAGCUGAAUACUCUGCGAAAUGAAACUCCAAUUUCAUUUAACGAUAAAUAUGUGACACCUGGCAUGGAGGAUUCAAAGUCUUUGGCCGGGAUCCAGAAAAGAAUUUCAAAAUCUGCUAUCUUACAAUUGGUGUCUCACCGAUCACACCCAAUGGCGUUUUCCAAUCACUUUAUAGGACUCCCGGACAAUUCAGAUCCCGGUUUGGUUGACUUCAGUAUAAGUAUGUUGGGAAUCUUACCACGUUCUGAGAAGAAGAGGAGAGUAUCAGGACACUCAUCAUUUAAAGAGCACUUGAUUCUCUUGACUGCAUCAAGAAUUCUCUUCUUUCGUAAUUCGACUUGGGCUCGAGAUUUGAUUUCUCAGCAAGAGAAUUAUGAACGUGCGAUAUCUAAAACGAAAAGCUCCAGUAAUAUGACAUUAACAAGUAAUGUAACGACUCCAACCAUGAACGACUUUAGUGGGACGGACUCUUCCCCUAAUUCCCCUGAUGAACCCGCGCUUGUGUUUUCACCACCCAUUGAACAACUUUCACCAGAAACUACUCACUCACUUGUCAAUGCUUUUGCUUACUGCGAUCGAGAAUGUAUCAGUAAUCCACCUUAUAUGUUUCACAUUCUUUUUCGAGACGGUUCUGUAGAAACAUUAACAACGACUACUGAGGAGUGCAUGGUAGAAUGGAUUUCGAGGAUUAACUACAUAGCAACACUUCGUACAGCUGGUUUGCGCAUGCCUUUUUCCGAUUCUUACCUUCCUCGUAGAGAUUUCUCAUGUUAUCCAAAAGAUAUGGAGCAGGAAUUGGCGGCUAUUGAAGUUCAACUGAAGCAAGAUUUGGAAGUUGCUCGUAAACGCACCAUCAAAACUCGCACUGACCAGCUAAAGGGAGAAUAUGAUCAACUUUCAACAAAGCUUUUGGUUUUGCAAAGAAACGCCAAAAAUUUAUCCAUAUGUGCUCCAAUGCAACCAAAAACACGUGCUGUCAUUUUGCAAGCAUAUAAAAAAUUAGAAACACAGAUUCAAUCAUUAUACUUGGAUAUGCAAAAGGUUAGGACGCAGCUAAGAAUCUUGGAAUUUGAAUAUCAAAUUGAUCAAUCAUGUCCUCACAGGAAGACCUGCUCUCCUCGAAAGGAUUACCAUAGUACAAACUUACGAGACAGAGGUAGUGUCACUGAGGACGAGGGUUCUUUUGUUUCAGUUUUUUCUAGUAGUCCUACGCCAUCUGAUCCCAGGGAAUUGGAAUGGGAAGAUAAAUAUAAAAAUAAGGAUUUGAAUAGCCCUGCUGAAGAAGUUAAGGAGAAAGAUACGUUGGAUGAUCGAAAGCUGUACCCGAAUACAAACAGUCCCAGAAAGAUAAAUGCUUUGAAAUUGAAAAUUAGCAAUUCGCAAAAUGAUUUAGACGAUACGGCUAGUCUAGGUUCUGUCACUACAUGUUUUGAUUAUUGGCAGCCUUUUGAUGAAGGAUCUGGAUUUUUUUCGCCUUAUCCAAGUUCUGGAGAACAAGAAGCGGUUCAGCACGAUUUGGAAGAGAGUUUCUACGAUCCAAUGACGGAUUUAUCGAGAUGAAGCUUGAGACGUACUGCGAAAGACGAUUUCAAAGCUUUUAAAAUUUCCUUUAUUUUUUUGCUUAGUCAGUUGUUUUUAUGAUAAUGCUAAUGAGCAAAGUUUAUGAGAAAAGGCACACGGAGACUGAUACGCUUAUAUCUGAUGGUUUUGCUCAUUGAAACACAUAUUUAUUCAAUUAGAUAUCACCUAUAAAAUAUAAACCCAAAAAUUUCUUGUAAAUAAGAUCUUUCAUGUAAAUUAUGC
Molecule: messenger RNA, 4302 nt
Organism: Schizosaccharomyces octosporus yFS286
Lineage: Eukaryota; Fungi; Ascomycota; Schizosaccharomycetes; Schizosaccharomycetales; Schizosaccharomycetaceae
Product: guanyl-nucleotide exchange factor Sec73
Exons: 1
Coding region: 823-4059 (1078 amino acids)
Biological process (GO): regulation of ARF protein signal transduction
Molecular function (GO): guanyl-nucleotide exchange factor activity
Source: RefSeq, a predicted model, not a curated record